CUCAGAAACCUAUGAAACUAAUGCAAUGGUUAUCUUAAGGGAGCCAAAAGGAUACUUGAGGGGAGGAAUUAUAGUAAACCGCUCCAAUGGUUUGCAGCCAUAUCCCCCAAACCAAAAAUGUCGUUGGGCAAUCCACUACCCAACAGCAAAGUUUAUCCGAUUCACCAUCAACUACCUUUCAGUUGCAGCAGAUAGUGAUGAUCACCUGCUAAUUUGCAGGUCAAAAUCAAAAUCUGCAGAGUGUUCUACGUUGAAAUCAAACAAUGGAAGAUAUGAGAAGAAUUUCAAGUUGAUGAGCUCAAAAGUUUACAUUGAGUUCAGAACUGGUGACCAAGUUUCUUUUGAGUCAAGAGGAUGGGAGCUCAGUUAUUCUGCAGGACUUUGCUAUGGAAAGGAAAAUUUAUACAAACAUGAUGGAAAUAUCGGCUACGUGGCAUCUACUAGCUUUCCCUAUGUAGAGGGACUGAAAUGCCAAUGGGUUCUCCAUGGAAAACCUGGAACUCCUGUCUUUAUAACCUUCACUCAUAUAAACAUCUCUAAAGGUUUGGAUUUUCUUGCGAUUUAUAAUGGCACAAUGCAGCAGAUAGCAAACUUUUCCGGGUUGUUUACAGGCUCUGAUCUCCCACAAUUGAACUUGAGUGGUGAGGUUAUUAUUGCAUUCACCACUCAGACUGAUCAAGGAGAAGGCUGGUCAGCUAACUCUUACAUCGCUCAUCCUGUGAAUCAUGACAAGGUCUUCGUUGUCAUCCUUAUUGUUGUCUUAGCACUUAUAGCAGCUAGUGUUUCUCUUCUUGCUGUGGCAUUAGCUGUAGUUAGAAAGAAACUAGAGCUCAAAAACGCAAUGGAUUCAGACGAGAGACUUACACUAAUGAGCACAGACGCUAUUAGGGUGGAAAACCGAAUUGGAGAGGGGCCUUCUGCUGUGGUUUAUAGAGCAGUUUCGACUGAUGGAGGUCUGGUAGCAAUUAAAUCUCUAAGAGUUAUAGCUGCUGAAACAGAACUUCAACAAGAGAUUAUGGCCAAAUCCUCUUCUCAUCCAAACAUUAUUUCAUUUCUGGGGCAUUCUCAAGACGGACUUGGAAGACACUAUUUUGUGUUUGAGUACAUGGGUAGGGGAGACUUGAGCUUGAACUUGAGGGAAAGAGGAGAAACACUGGACUUGGAUAAGUGA
Prunus persica (peach) is the source of this 1171-nucleotide messenger RNA. RefSeq names its product cubilin-like. The coding region runs from base 26 to 1171 and encodes 381 amino acids. Gene Ontology annotation, molecular function: ATP binding; protein kinase activity. NCBI's taxonomy places the organism in Eukaryota, Viridiplantae, Streptophyta, Magnoliopsida, Rosales, Rosaceae. Gene Ontology annotation, biological process: protein phosphorylation. The transcript is spliced from 3 exons. The record is from RefSeq and is a predicted model, not a curated record.